CAUCACAACACCCACAUCGCAACUUGCGCCGCCCUCACCUUUGCUCGACCACUUCUUCGACUUCGUGCGCACUUUAUCCGUCUCGGCGAUCUUCUUGCCCUUUCUGCAGAGGCGCGUCGCAGCGCGACAUUUCUGCGAAUAUUGGUAAGACAGACUCGCGCAAAGCCUUUGUCUACCGCUUGCGCCUCAACACCCCCGUUGCGCUCGAGGCGCAUUGCGUCGCUUAGAGAUGGCCGACGAGUACGAUCCGACCGCGCCACCAACCUUCGAUGCCGCCGCGGUCGAAGACCACGAGGACAGCUACGACCCGGCCAGCUAUGGCGACGAUGGUGGCCAACAAGACGAUGCCAACGACGAAGACGACGACUACGAUCCUUCGAGUAUGAACUAUGGCGACGACGCCGCGCAGUCGACCCCAGCACAGUCCAAGCCGCAAUCUCCCACGCAAGCCGAAACGACAGCCCCAAAGUCGCAAACCAAAGUCGCUGGCUUCAUAGUGGAAGAGAGUGAAGAUGAACAAGACACGAGCGUGCCGGCGCCAUCGCAGGUUAACGGCAAUACAGGUGCUCACUCUGGUCUUGGUGCGGUCGCGCAAUCUGAAGCGCAGGAUGUAUCGUUAAAUAGUGCACCACAUGUUGACACAGCUGAAGCAAGCUCAAGUCUCAAUGGGUUCACUGUUCCAGUCCCUGCAUCUUCUAGUACUCCAGUUGCCCCAAAAGUCACAUUGCAGCAGACAGCUCCACAGUCAGGUCAAGAGGGUAAGACAGUGUCUACCGCGGCCUCUGCGCAGCCGACACCGCAACCCACUCAACAGAGCAUCGCGCCGACCCCGCAGCCUCCGGCGCAAGAGUCUAGCCUCCCUUCAGUACAGGCUCCACCGGCAAGACUUCCACAUGACAAAGUUGGGCAGCUCGAGGACCGCAUCAAAGAUGACCCCAAAGGUGACAUUGGUGCAUGGUACGAGCUCAUCAAUCACUACGCCGCCAAGGAACAGUACGACAAUGUUCGGACUGUGUACCGGAGAUUCUCUGAGGUGUUUCGGACAGCGGUCAAGCUCUACCAGGACUGGAUCAAAUUCGAGAGCGAUCUCGACCGCCGGCAUGAUGUGAGCAUGAUCGUCAAUACUGCGCUCGCAAAAGAGCAAAUUUAUCAUGUGGCACUGUGGAAGAUUUACCUUGACACCGUCCGAAGAGAGCAUCCCCUUGUCGGAGACUCGACUGGUGCGAAUCGAAACAUGCAUCUUGCGGCAUUCGAAGCGACCCUGGGCGCGAUUGGAAUAGAUCCAGACGCAGGCGAACUCUGGCGGGAAUACGUGGACUUUGUUAAGGAUGGUCCAGGAACGCUCGGUGGACAAGGUUGGCAGGAUCUGCAGAAAGUCGAUUUGGUCCGGAAGGCGUAUCAGCGAGCCACAAAGGUCCCUCAUUCCGAGCUUGUGAAGUUGUGGAAGGAGUAUGAAGCAUUUGAGAUGAGCAUCCACAAGCAAACAGGCCGAAAACACGUUCAAGAGCAGAGCCCGCACUACAUGCAAGCUCGAACUGCGCGCAUGCAGCUCGAACAGAAGAUCCAAGGACUCGAUCGGACAUCCUUGCCGCGGCUGCCACCCAUCUACGGCUGCGCUGGGGAAGACGAGUUUGGGGAGCAAGUAGAAAAAUGGCGGUCGUGGAUUGCAUGGGAACGCGACGAAGAUCCGCUGGUUUACAAAGGCUCAGAGGAUGAGGAGUGGCGGAAGCGAGUCAUCUACGCCUACGAUCAAGCGACGAUCUUUCUAUGCUUUUAUCCACAGAUCUGGUUUGAGGCAGCCUCAUGGUGCUUCUCUACGGGGAUUGCCGAUGUCAUCGCACGUGGCGACGCAUUUCUGGAGAAAGGUAUGCAGAUGAACCCCGAAUCUGUACUGCUUGCCAUGAUGAAGGCAGACCGCAUCGAGAGUGAUCUGGAACCCGGCAACACCGAGGAGGUCCUCAUCCGCAACGGCGACAGACUCGACAAGCCAUUCGCUGAUGUACAUGCCGCGCUUUACGCGCUUCGUAACAAGGCAAUGGACAAAGACAAAAUUGCCCUCGCUCAAAUUGAAGCGCACUUCAACUCAAUGCCGCCGGAAGAGGAACCGCAGAAUGCACAAGAGGAUGACGACGAGGAUGAACCAGCUGAGAAACCUCUCACCCGCACAGAGCAGAAGAAAGCCCAGAUCGAUGCAGUAAAACAAGCAUCCGCGGCGCACCUUGACAUGUUCAAGCGCACGAUAUCAUACGUUUGGGUGGCAAAGAUGCGGGCUUUCCGUCGUGUGCAAGGCCAAGGACGGGCACCAAAAAAGAAUGACGAAAAACCAAAGCCAUACGUCAAAGGUUCUAGAGCAAUCUUCAGCGAGGCACGACCAGGCGGACCGCUUUCAAGCGAAGUGUACAUCGCAGCCGCCCUGAUGGAAUGGCAAUGCUACCGUGACCCUUCUGCCAUCAAGAUCUUCGAGCGUGGCAUGAGAUUGUUCCCCACCGACACUGCUUUCAUCCUCGAGUAUAUCAAGUACCUGACCAGCACGCAAGAUGCCACAAACGCUCGAGUUGUGUUCGAGUCCACAAUUCCGAAGAUUAUGGGCAGUACAGAGCUCACCCACGAGCAGAAGCAGGACAGCUGCCGCCCAUUGAUUGGCUACAUGCAUGACUUUGAGAGCAAGUAUGGAGAUCUGGCACAGAUUCACAAGAUCGAGAAGCGCAUGGCUGAGAUAUACCCUGAAGAGCCUGAGAUCGCUCGCUUUGCUCAUCGCCUGGAACUGCAAACAUUCGACGCUAUUAAUGCACAAAUCAUCAUUAGUCCGAGCCAGGCACAGCCGAAGCCUGUUUCGUCGCUCCCGCCCGGCGCUGCCGCCCAGCAUAUUAUGGCAGGACAGUUAGCUGCAAGCAUUGAAGGGCCAACAUCGCCAAAGAUGGGCGGUGCUGCACCUGAGAUUCUACUUGGUCCCAAUGGUCCAUACAUCGCCUCACCUAAGCGCCCUCUCGAGUCUGACGAUGAUGGACCAAAUCGCAAAUUCAUGCGUGGUGAAUCGCCUCUCAAGAACGCUCCUGGGGUGCGCCUCGCAGCUACGACAUCGGGUUCAGGCAAAGGAGGCUUCGCCACGAAGACUUUCGUUCCGGUCAAUGGUCCUCCUGUGCCAAGUGGAGUCUCUGCUCCGCCACCAGGACUCCCGCCUAUGCCCAUUGGUCCACCUCCUCUCCCAGUCGCGGUCUUGAAUGUGCUGUCCAUCAUUCCGCCUGUUCACACGUACAUUGGCACGAGGCUUGAUCCAGCGAAGCUUAUUCAGCUGGUCACCAGUGUUCCAAUUGAGCAGACUCGCGCUGCUCACCAGAAUGGCACGCUGAACUUGAAGUUCCGACCAUUGUAGUGUGGUGCUUGGAUGUAGAAUACUGCAGUACGUCGAUGGGCAGCAUGGAGCAGUACCCACAAGGUCUCCGAGAAGGACUGUGAUCGGUGGACGACCAGCGUUAUAACUUGUUGCAAUGGCGAGACGAAACGUCACUCUUCUUGUACUAUAGAAAUUGUGCGAGUGACCAACACAAGGUGGUCAAAAGAAUUACAAUACGUGAAAAGCUUCAAGUCCGUUCC
Cercospora beticola is the source of this 3594-nucleotide messenger RNA. RefSeq names its product cleavage polyadenylation factor subunit RNA14 (gene RNA14). Gene Ontology annotation, cellular component: nucleus. Gene Ontology annotation, molecular function: protein binding; mRNA binding. The record is from RefSeq and is a predicted model, not a curated record. NCBI's taxonomy places the organism in Eukaryota, Fungi, Ascomycota, Dothideomycetes, Mycosphaerellales, Mycosphaerellaceae. Gene Ontology annotation, biological process: mRNA 3'-end processing.